This is a messenger RNA of Talaromyces atroroseus, 2043 nucleotides long. RefSeq lists its product as hypothetical. Gene Ontology annotation, biological process: nuclear-transcribed mRNA catabolic process, nonsense-mediated decay. Gene Ontology annotation, cellular component: telomerase holoenzyme complex. Gene Ontology annotation, molecular function: telomerase RNA binding; telomeric repeat DNA binding; protein binding. Lineage: Eukaryota; Fungi; Ascomycota; Eurotiomycetes; Eurotiales; Trichocomaceae. The transcript is spliced from 3 exons. The coding region runs from base 1 to 2043 and encodes 680 amino acids. The record is from RefSeq and is a predicted model, not a curated record.
AUGUCUACGCGCGAAAUAAGCGACAGGAUGCCCUCUGGAGAAACGUUGCAUGCUCUCAGGAUCACCAAUGCAAAGGACUUUUACCGCAGCACAGAUCAUGAGAAACACCCCCCCGGCUUUGUUGCCAGUGCAAACUCUCCAGGUUUCAAGGAACUCCGCCUCCGCAACCGAGCUUCUCAAGAAUAUGAGAUAUCCAGCAACGCCGCACAGAGGAGUUCGCGGGGCCACGAAUUCGAUUCAUCGCCUCCUGGGAACGACAACAUCACUGCCAAGCCAAGCAACGUGCAGCGACAAAGCGUUGAAUAUGCUCAUUCCUCAACAAUGAGAGAUGUCCAUCCACCUACCGCCCAACCAAGCGGCAUCUUCCUGCAGCCAGAGACUCAUCCCAUCACCGAAGACCAGCUGAUCAACGAGGUCCGGGCCAUCUAUGCCGGUCUAGUGAUGGUGGAAAAAAAGUGCAUCGAGAUUGUGAAGCAACAGAACGAGAAACCAGAAGAGCUUACUGAUUUGCAGUGGCAGGCAAUUAUUGCACUGCAUAGGACACUACUCCAUGAACACCAUGACUUUUUCCUUGCCUCAAACCAUCCAGUGGCGAGUGAGACCUUAAAAGAAUUGGCAAGAACCUAUACUAUGCCUGCCCGAAUGUGGCGCUAUGGCAUACAUUCGUUCCUGGAGCUGCUACGAAAAAGGCUGCCCUUCUCCCUCGAGCAUAUGCUUACAUUUAUCUACAUGGCAUAUGCAAUGAUCACGCUACUUUUGGAAAGCGUCCCAGCCUUUGAAGAGACUUGGAUCGAGUGCCUAGGUGACCUCGCUCGCUACCGGAUGGCCAUUGAAGAGGUGGAUAUGCAUGACCGGGAGAUUUAUACAGGAGUUGCAAGAUAUUGGUAUACCAAAGCGGCAGAUCUCAACCCAGAUGUAGGGCGUAUUCAACAUCAUCUUGCUGUGCUCGCACGCCCAAAUCAACUGCAGCAGCUCUUCUACUAUUCAAAAGCCUUAAUAAGCGUGCAGUCCUUUACGAAUGCGCGCGACAGCAUCUUGCUCCUCUUUAAUCCUCUAUUAGACCCCGCGAGAGCCGCGAAUAAGUAUUCCAAAUAUUAUCCUCGAGUUCUGACCCUCUUUGUCGAGGCGCAUGCGGCUCUGUUCACGAGACAUGAUGUUUCUACUUUUAUAACGCCCGCUGAACAGUUCUUAGAUCAGCUUGAUAAACAUGCAGGGAUUAUUGGUCCUCUGUUCCGGGAACAGGGCGUUUAUAUCGUGGCUGCUAAUUAUGCUGCUAUCUUCGACUUUGGCCAUGACGAUGCAAUCAUCCCCUCCAUGUUCAAUGGACUAAGCCAACGAUCAGAGAUGCUGGAUAAGGCAUAUAAAUAUUGGCAGGAGAAUACCGCCUGUAUUCAGACUGAUAUUGCAUGCCGAACUACUCAUGAUCAAACGAUUAGCAAUAGCAGGCAAGCAGCAUCCUUUGCAUCCCAUUUUGCAUUUACCACUCUAGACAUCAUCUUGGAGCGAUUGGGUGACAAUAAUACACUACCAUGCGUCCAUGUUUCUUUAGCGUUUCUGUGGUGCGCAGCCAUGGUUCCAGGAAGCAUGUCCUACAUCCAAGCAGACGUGCCCUGGGCACGACUGGCCACGUUUCUGAAUGCACUUAUCAGACCGGAUACUGACAUGUCUGAAAUCGUCGAAAACGAAGAAGAAUUCCCCGCGCACGAAGCAGAUGUCUCAUGGCAAUUACCGGAAGACUUUUUGAUGCACGGUCUCUGUUGGAGUCGGCUCUACCACCCACCGGGCUUUUUCAGCGAGAUUGCCGAGGAUGAUGAGCGGUCUAUCGAGCUCCCGUCCGUGGCUGUUCCGCGGACAAGGCGCUGUCUCUGGCUAGGAGCUCGUCUUGCCAAGUUCAACCGUUGGCUUGACUACAACGCUGAGAGCCGUACGUUUUCCGCAACCGCUUUUGCAAACGAUCUCGCUGUGCUGUCUGGACAGCACCAGGUUUUGCGCAGAGGAUUGAGUGGGCAGCAUGACGCGGAUACUUCGAUGGAGGGUGCUUGA